GGGUUCACGGGGUAGAACGGAUGUAACUGAUGACAGCGACGACCGCGACGGCCACGACCGACUGACUGUUGGGAACGUUGGGAACGUUGAAAGGGUUGAAAGUACCGGAAGUGCGUUGUAAAGAAAUCUUGAAAGGUGAACGGUUUCAUCCAAAUUUGAAAGUAAAUCGUGUCUAGGAAGUUAUCCUGUGGUUUGUACUACUAUUUCUGUUACAUAUAAAUUUUCGUUUUAGUGAUAUAAUAGUUUUAUACGUUGCCUUAAUUAUGUCAAGGCUAUACGGCAGUACAUCUAUUACAUCCUAGGUGAUAGAACUUCGUAACCAACGUUGUGAGAACCACAAAUCUUCCAUAUGCAUUGGUCUUCUAGAAUAACUUUGACCUAGAAAUUAAUAGACUGGAAAGCACACAAAGGAAUUUUUUACGUAACUUAGUCACAUAGUCCAAGUCACGUAUUGGUACACGCAUCAGAACUUUGUGGCUAUAUCACUAGGUUUCUUGUAAGCCUCUUUCCGACACAACGGACAGCCCAUCAUGUGUGAUGAUCAAGUUUCAGGUUUACAAAAGACUCAGCAGUCUAUUGCAACAAGAUUGCCAAAAAUUGUAUUACAGAAAGCUGAGGAAAUAUUUCCUUCUCUGAAAGGAAUUAUGAUCUGCUUGGGUUCACAGAAAGAUGUUCCAGGCUCUUAUGUUGAGGCACUUGCAUUGUCAUAUCACAAUGGUGUUCCGGCUGUCAACAUAAAAGUCGAGGAAUUCUCAGAUAUGGAAGAUGGGGAGGAUCCUGUACCAAUGACAAUUUUAGGAACAAAAGCUGAAUAUGAGAAAGAUUCACCAGGCUUGCAUAGUGAGGCAUGUUCAUCAUCGUCUCGUAGUGGAGUUCAGGCUGUCAACAUAAAAAUUGAAGAAUCCUCAGAUAUCGAAGAUAGUGAGGAUCCUGUGCCAAUGACACUUGUAGGAAUAAAAGCUGAAUAUGAGGACUGUGCACAUCCACAAGAAGAUGUCCCAGGUUCAUGUACUGAGACCGGUCUUGCGUCUCCUCAUGGUGCAUUUCAGGCCAUCAGUAUAAAAGUUCAGGAGGCUUCAGAUGUGGAAGAGGAAGGGAAUCCAGUUCCGAUAUCAUUUCCAGGAAUAAAAGUUGAACAUGCGGGCACCGUGAAAGAGGAUCAAGCCAAACAUGGUGAGUUUCCAUUUUCCUGCAAUGUGUGUUGUCAGACAUUCAGCCUUAGCAGUGGUCUGAAGAGACAUGAAAGUAUGCACCAAUCACCUUUCUGUGAUGUAUGCAACAAAUCAUUCACGAGGAAUAAUCAUUUGAAGGAACAUCAACGUACACAUAGUGGUGAGCGGCCAUUUUCCUGUGACGUGUGUUACAAAACAUUCAUCCGUAGAAGUGAUAUGAAGAGACAUCAACUUAUACAUGAUGCAGUCCGGUCGCUUUUCUGUGAUGUAUGCAAUAAACCAUUUACGAGGUAUGGUCAUUUGAAGGAACAUCAGCGUAUACAUAGUGGAGAGCGGCCGUAUUCGUGUCAUUUGUGUAAUAAGUCAUUUAGUCAGCACAAUCAUCUGAAAGGACAUGUACGUAGUAUACAUAUUGGGGAGCGGCCGUAUUCCUGUGAUGUGUGUAAUAGGUCAUUUACUAGGCAGUAUUAUUUAAAGCUGCAUCAACACAUACACAAUGGGGACCGGCCAUUUUCCUGUGAUUUGUGUCACAAGUCAUAUAUCCACAGUAAUGACCUGAAGACACACCAACGCAUGCAUAGUGGGGAGCGGCCCUUUUCUUGUAAUCUGUGUAAUAAAUCUUAUGCAAGUAACAGUCAGCUGAGGUCACAUCAACGGAUGCAUAGUGGGUUGGGUCUGUUUCCCUGUCUUGUAUGUAAUAAGUCAUACAGGUCUAAGAGUGAAUUGAAGAUACAUGAACGCAUACAUAGUGGAGAACGGCCAUUUUCAUGUACUCUGUGUAAUAGAUCUUAUAGAAGUAACAGUCAGCUGAGGAAACAUCAACGCAUCCAUAGUGGGGUGGGUCUGUUUUCCUGUUCUGUAUGUAAUAAGUCAUAUACAUCUAACAGUGAGCUCAUGGUACAUGAAUGCAUACAUAGUGGGUAGCAGCUGCAUUUCUGUGGUAUGUGUAACAAGUCAUUUAGUAGGUGACAUUUGAAGGCACAUCAACACAUACACAGCAGGGAUCAGCCAUUUUCCUGUGAUGUGUAAUAAAUCAUUCAGUGCGUGUGGACAUCUGAAG
Molecule: messenger RNA, 2232 nt
Organism: Cryptotermes secundus
Lineage: Eukaryota; Metazoa; Arthropoda; Insecta; Blattodea; Kalotermitidae
Product: zinc finger protein 2
Exons: 6
Coding region: 531-2096 (521 amino acids)
Source: RefSeq, a predicted model, not a curated record